AUGCCCGCCACCCCUCCCCCCACUACUGAAGCCCUCCCAACCAAAGACGUCACCUCCAUCACCCUCGACGACCUCGACCUCUCCGCUCUUCCCGACCUCUCCACCAUCCCCGUCAAAAUCGGCUACCUCCACGAAAUCGGCCUCUCCUAUUGGUACGGCCCGACCUCCAUGCUCGAAUGGCUCAUGGAGCAUAUCCACGUCUACUCCGGUCUCCCCUGGUGGGGCAGCAUCGCCUGCACCGCCCUCGUGAUCCGACUGGCAAUAUUCCCGUUCUUCUUGAAGAGUUCGGACAGCAUGGCGAGGAGUAAUGCCCUAGUCUCUGUCACCAAGCCGAUUACGGAGAGGAUGCAAGCGGCGCAGAAGACCGGGAAUACCCAGGGGGUGAUGGAGGCUUGGCAGGAGAUGCAGACGAUUCGGUCGCGGGCGGGCAUAUCUUUCAGGGCGCAGUUCGCGCCCAUCAUUAUGCAGGGCGUGCUGGGCUUUUGCGGGUUCAAGCUUUUGCGGGCCAUGGUUGCUCUCCCCGUGCCGGGUUUCAUGGACGGCGGGUUCCUAUGGUUGACUGAUCUGACACUCCCGGAUCCGUAUGGAAUUCUACCGUUGGUAAUGGGCGCAGCGAUUCAUCUACUUAUACGGAUUGGAGGGGAGUCCGGGGCCGCUGCACCGGGCGCGAUACCGCCUGCGAUGCAGAGUUUCAUGUGGUACGGCAUGCCGGGCAUCGUCAUCCUGAUCAUGGCAUGGCAACCCGGAGCACUAUGCGUCUGGUUCACGGUCUCUGGGGCUCUUGGCAUGGUGCAAGGGUUGAUGCUUCAGCGACCAGCGGUACGAAAAUACUUUGGCAUCGCCCCGCUGUAUAAACCUACUAAGAGCGAGGGUCCCGUGAAGAACGAAGCCUAUGCGCUUUUCGAGAGUAUGCUACCCAAGCCUAAAGCUUCCUCCGCUGCGACGGCGGCGGCCGCAGAGGCGGUCAGGAAUAAUGCGGCAUAUAUCCGCACGUCGUAUCAAGCGCCUAAUCUGCACACGAAUAAUUACAACAACACAAAAGGGCCUCUGGGAUCAACGAACAACGUCAUAGACGUCGUGGCCAAGAACAGCCGCUCAACGCCUUCCAAUUCUACUUCCUCGGCAGACGCGCAGGAGAAAUCCGGCGGGAUCAUGGGGAGUUAUAAUGGUAUGAGGGAUGGGGUGAAGAAUAUGAGGAAUUUUGUUCGGGAGACGACGACGGCGCAGGCGGAGAAGAAUAAGGCGCGGGCGAAGAAGGAGGCGGCGGCGGCUUAUGAGAGAAGGGCUGGUCAGCGGCAGGGUGGGAAGGGUGGGCGGUGA
Molecule: messenger RNA, 1320 nt
Organism: Recurvomyces mirabilis
Lineage: Eukaryota; Fungi; Ascomycota; Dothideomycetes; Mycosphaerellales; Teratosphaeriaceae
Exons: 1
Coding region: 1-1320 (439 amino acids)
Biological process (GO): protein insertion into mitochondrial inner membrane from matrix
Cellular component (GO): mitochondrial inner membrane
Molecular function (GO): membrane insertase activity
Source: RefSeq, a predicted model, not a curated record